AGAACUGAUAAAGACCAGUAAAAACUAUGCACAUGAGCAGAAGAAGAAUAUGCCACAGCAACAAAAACAACAUCAGCAGCUACAACAGCAACAAGCUUCAAAUACCAUGAAUAUGCCCAUCGAUGAUAUUGAAAUGGAUCUACUCAGGGCACUCUCAUCAAAUCAAAUACACAUAAUGUUCGUUUUGACUACAUUGAUGAUAUCAACGAAAGAUCGUGCUUACAUGUUGUAGCUAUGAAUGGGAGAUUAGAUAUUCUAGAAGCGAUAUGCCAACAUUCUAACUUCACCAAUACUUGCACAACUACUAUUAACGUCAGAGAUAUCUAUGGAAGAACGCCAUUACAUUAUGCUGCGAUGAAAGGUUACGAUGAUUGUGUGUCCUAUUUGCUGGAUCAACAUGCAGACAUCGAAGCUAGAGAUUUAGAUGGAUUUAGCCCCUUAGUAUGUGCUAUCAUUAAUGGACGCACCGUUUCAGUUGAUAUUUUGCUUAAUGCCGGUGCUAAUAUCGAGCCUGAAAACGACAAAGAUCAUAUACCUUUAUCAUUAGCUUGCUUUUACGGCCAUACAGAUAUUGCACUCAUGUUAUAUCAUCGUGGUGCGAAAACGAGAUGUGAUAGAGAAUUACUUUAUCCACUGCAUCUUGUUGCACAAAAAGGUCAUGUUGAACUAUGCCGUAUUCUUUCCAAAGACCACGAAUACUUGGAUAAACCUGAUAUUUAUUACAAUUGGACACCAUUGUUUUGGGCUGCCAAUUAUGGACAUAUAGAAUGUGUCAGAAUCUUGAUUUCUGAAGGGUGUCAGUUGAACUUGAAGGAUGGCAAUGGAAAGACAGCAUUGCAUUAUGCUGCUUGGGAAGGACAUACAAAAUGCGCGCAACUCAUGAUGGAUGCUGGAUGUCACGGCAAUGUGGAUGCAUUUCCACCUAAAGAAAGCAUAUACCAGAACAUAGUGAAUGACAUUAAUAAGCACCCGAUCACCCAGCCGCCUUCACUCAAUGACGAUAUUAUAAUGGAAGAGAAUUUGGAUAUACCGUUAGAACUAGACAAUAUUCCGUCGCUGGAACUUCCUCCUCCAAUUAUUCCCUUCCGUAUUUAUGGACACAACUACUUGGAUAAGAAAUAUCAGAUUCACAUCAUGCUAAAACAACCUCCCAUUCGGCUUUAUGAUAACACACCCAUUUCUUCCAUCAAACUUGUUAUAUCUAUGAAACCAGACAUCGGUGUCAUUCCUCAUUCCUUAAUUCUACCUUUAGCUCACCGUCGUGAAAACAUCUAUUUUCAUAUUGAUUCUCUGGACAAUUUCCUGCUAGAGUUUGAUGUUUUGCCAACAUUCGGAAAGCGUAUACUUGGACGCGGUGUACUACCUGUAUGCGACUUUAAAAUUUCCGAAGGUCAUCGAAUAAUUCCAUUAUUAGACACACACUUGAAUGCUGUCGGUGAGCUCGUAUUUGAUUACUGUAUCAUUAAACCGUUUUUGGGCGUGCAGCUUGAAAUUGGUGGACGUAUUGAAACAUAUUGGAAGUCAAAAAUGAUCGGUGCCACUCUUUUAACAGGCGUUACAGAAAACCUUAAACCUGCAACCGCUGUAUCUUCUUUUGUUACUGCGUCGUCGCUAUCCGGUGAUUACGUACAUCUUGUUGUACAAUUGACGAAGGAUCGCGUACCCAUUAUUUUUACUAAUUGGAUGAUACCCUGCGAUGGAUUGGAUUUGGCCGUAUCUGACCUGGCUUUACAUCAAAUAAACCAAUUAGUAGCGAACUUCUUGAGUCAAGGCGUUGGCAAUUUACAUGAUUUUACAGGAAAUGUCUACCUUAUAGACGAUUUUAAACUGGAAAGAGAAGUUCUGACAUUACAAAAAGCCCUUCAGAAAUGGGUGUUCUACUAGAAGUCAAAUACCCUAAUAUAGAUGAGUUAGACAU
This is a messenger RNA of Mycotypha africana, 1918 nucleotides long. Its product is annotated as ankyrin repeat-containing domain protein. Bases 235 to 1884 code for a protein of 549 amino acids. Gene Ontology annotation, biological process: lipid metabolic process. NCBI's taxonomy places the organism in Eukaryota, Fungi, Mucoromycota, Mucoromycetes, Mucorales, Mycotyphaceae. Gene Ontology annotation, molecular function: phosphoric diester hydrolase activity; protein binding. The transcript has 3 exons. The record is from RefSeq and is a predicted model, not a curated record.